Messenger RNA from Helobdella robusta, 2716 nucleotides. RefSeq lists its product as hypothetical. Gene Ontology annotation, molecular function: GTPase activity; GTPase activator activity; GTP binding. Bases 1 to 2400 code for a protein of 799 amino acids. The record is from RefSeq and is a predicted model, not a curated record. Gene Ontology annotation, cellular component: nucleus. Lineage: Eukaryota; Metazoa; Annelida; Clitellata; Rhynchobdellida; Glossiphoniidae. The transcript is spliced from 19 exons.
AUGGCUCAACGCAUACCUCAGCACAUACCCCCCUACGUCACUAAUUCUUUGAUGAUCCGUCAGGAGAUACAAAGAUUCGAAAGUGUUCAUCCCUGCAUAUACGCCCUGUACGAUCUUAUUGAAGAAGGACUUCCUGCCGAUUCCCCACUACAACGCCAACUUCACGACUACAUAGUCUGCAUUGAAGAUUCUUUUGUUAACAGUCAGGAGUGGACUCUCAGUCGAUCAGUACCAGAUAUUAAACUAGGUAUACUGGGAAGUGUAGACAGUGGAAAAUCUGCUCUUGUUCAUAGAUACUUGACUGGAUCGUAUCUGUCUGAUGAAUCUCCAGAAGGUGGAAGAUUCAAAAAAGAAGUUAUAGUAGAUGGUCAAAGUCACUUGCUAUUACUAAGGGACGAAGGUGGCAUGCCAGAGAUGCAGUUCAGUCACUGGGUGGAUGCUGUCAUCUUUGUUUUCAGUUUGGAAAAUGAGACCAGUUUUAGUAGUGUGUAUGCUCAUUUUGCUCGCAUGGCCCAUUACAGAGACCUUUCAGAUCUGCCAAUGGUUCUUGUAGGAACGCAAGAUACAAUAAGUGAAAGCAGCCCCAGAGUUAUAGAUGAUGCCAGAGCUCGAAAGUUGGCCAUGGAUCUCAAGAACUGCACUUAUCAUGAAACAUGUGCCACUUAUGGUUUAAAUGUUGAAAGGGUUUUCCAAGAUAGUUUCUUGUCUUCUCGUGUCUACCAGAAUGUUCCACCUCCUUUGUCCAUGCGUUACAACGUUGUUAACAGCAAUGAAUCAUUACAUCUUCAACAGCUCCAGCAACAACAAUUUCAUUCCAGUCAAUUCAUGCAACAACAGCAACAAGGGCCUGCUACCACCCCUACCAAUAGUAGUACCAGUAGUAGUCCUUUUAACAAUCAGGUACAAUGUUUUAUAAUUACUAAAUAUCAGCAGCAUACUGAUUUGAUGCUAAGAGAUUCAAAAGAUUUUAAUGACAAAAAUAUGCUGAGACGUCAACAACCACCACCGCCUCCUCAGAAGAAGGAUUUAAAAUCCAGCAGUAAAUUGGGUCCUAUACCAGCGGCACCUGUGAAACAGGGUUUUUUGUACAAACGAAGCACUAAACCACUUCGAAGUGAGUGGAAAAAAAAAUAUGUCACAUUGUUUGAUGAUGGUCGACUGGUUUUCCAUUCUUCUAUCCAGGACUUUACAGAUAAUGUACAUGGCAAGGAAAUUGAAUUAAUGAAGACAGCAGUAAAGGUACCAGGAAGAUGUCCAAGAGGUUCUGAACUUUCAAGACCUCAAAUAUCUACUAAUGCCAACAUGGGUACCACAAUUUUGUCAAAAGAUGUUCUGACCAACGAAGUGUCAGGUCAAUUUUUUGCUCAUGUCAAUAUAUAUAUAUUUGGAAACAGUGCCAUAACUUUUCUUGCAGAUGUUGAAGUACCUGGCACACGUCCCAAAGGCCGUCCAAAGAAGUCCUGGUCGCAUACAAUCGAGCAAGACAUGAAAGCUCUAAAUUUAAAUGAAAUGGAUACAACUGAUCAUACAACCACAGGUUUAGAGUUUCUCUUACAUUCACUGGAUAAUCAGCAAUGGCAUUUUAAAGCACAAUCUUCUGAAGACAGAGAAGACUGGGUUUUGGCGAUAGAGCAACAAAUCCUAUUUAGUUUGCAACAAAAUAUCAGCGACAAAUUCAAUAAUAGGAAUAGUUUAUCAUCUACAGACUCUGCAGUUGCAUUAGCCAUUAGAUCUACUUCUGGUAAUUAUGCCUGUGCUGAUUGUGGAGCAACAAAUCCAGAUUGGGCUAGUUUAAACCUUGGAAUUUUGAUAUGUAUUGAAUGUUCUGGUAUCCAUAGAAACCUUGGCACUCAUUUAUCUAGGGUUCGGUCACUUGAUCUUGACGACUGGCCAUCUGAGUUGGUAUCAGUUUUAACAAGCAUUGGCAACACGGCAGCCAACUCUAUCUUUGAAGCCAACACUCAAGGUCGUAUCAAGCCUAGCCCUUCAUCUCCCAGGGAAGAAAAAGAGCGAUGGAUAAGAGCAAAAUAUGAGCGCAAAUCUUUUCUACCACCACUACCCUAUCAAGAUGUUCCUGUUACACAGCAACUGAUGGAUACUGUAGCGCGACAAGAUGUUUUGAAAUGCUUACUGGUUUUAGCUUAUUGUACACCGGAUCACGUGAACACGCCAUACAGCAAAACUGACACAAGAACAGCUUUGCAUAUUGCUGCCGCUCUAGCCAAUGUCGUACAAGUACAACUUCUGCUCUGGGCAGGAGCAAACGUUUUUAUGAUGGACCAUGAGCAUCACUAUGCAUUGUUCUACGCUCAGUCUGCCCGAUCACAAGAUUGUGUCAAACUUCUUGUAGCACAAGGAUGUCCUGACGUAAUCAGUGCCACAUCAUCCCCACCUGUCUGACCUCUACCUUACUUUUUUUAGUUUAUAUACUCACUCCAUGUUCGCACGCAAAACGCAGUGUUUUAUUUAUUUGUACAAUAUUUACAUGGGCAUAUGUGAGUGUGUUUUUGCAUAAGUGUGUGUGUGUUUGUGCAUUUGUUGUUUGUUCCUCUGUGUCUUUUAGUUUUUUUGUUUUUUAAAAUGGAUUAUAUAUAUAUGUGUGCGUGUGUGUGUGGUGUGCAUUGUCUUUUAAUUUUUAGAUAAAAAAAUUUUAUGUACCGAGCUAUUUCUCAAUGUACCAUACUCACGUUUAAUAAAACAUCAUGUCUCAUUUUUA